AUGCCCUCCAGACAAAGUCCUUAUCUAAUGACCCAGGGAAAUUUCAAUCGUCUUUUGAUGAGACGUCUGAAACCUGUCUACGUGAAAUUCAUUCAGGAGGUGAACGUUCCGAUCGAAGUCUCACUUUUCAUGUAUCAAGUUCCAGGUUGUGGCCCCGGAGGUUGCAAGAUAAAUUUUUGGCUCCCAUUGACUAGGACAUAUGGAUCCAAUUCUUUGUGGAUCGAGAGCUCCCCCAACAAAAAUGAUUUUUUGCCUUUAGCGGUGUUGGAAGGACAAGUUGCAAGAUUUUAUGGGAAUCGAUGCAUGCAUUACACCAUACCGAACGACACCGAGCACACAAGGAUAACCCUGGAUUUCCGUGCAGUUCCUGGUCCUCUCUUUGACACAGAUUAUGAAUUGAGCCGAGAACCCGAAACCGGAGCACAAAUGUUUCAGCUCGGAGGAUAUUACUCUCUGGCCAAGUACGAUCAAGGCAUUCAAGAAGCAAAGCAAGAAUCGAAUCAACGACCUCCGAUGCGCACUGCUUGUGCUUGUGCUGCAUGCCUUUGUAUUUCCAGAUGGGCUCCGGAAUUGUCAGCUAAGCCAAGCUUCAAAGAACAUAAUUAA
Guillardia theta CCMP2712 is the source of this 606-nucleotide messenger RNA. RefSeq lists its product as hypothetical. The coding region runs from base 1 to 606 and encodes 201 amino acids. The record is from RefSeq and is a predicted model, not a curated record. Lineage: Eukaryota; Cryptophyceae; Pyrenomonadales; Geminigeraceae. The transcript has 8 exons.